UGUUAAAUUUCUACUGGGCCUAGCAGAGAGGAGUUUGCUUUUAUUUAGUACAGGGGAUAGGAAGAAGCAGCAGUAGCAUCAACACCACCACUGCUGGUGGUGAGAGGUCUCCAAAUGUGUCCUAGGCCUGUGGUGGAGUUCUGAGGCCCUCUGCCCCUGCAGUGGGUGGCCUGGUAUGGUGAGGGGCCCAGCGGCUGCUGUCCCUGUUGGGCCACCUCAGGGUGCCCUGGGCACAGCAGUCCCCAGCCUUGUUACACACAGUGUCCCCUGCUUGAUCUUUCACUCCUGCUUUUCCAAUUCUCUUCCAUGUGCUCCCAGAACAGACCCUGACCUCACCCUGCUUCUGUUCUGUUUGCUUUCCCUUUUCAUAUAGUGCUGCCCCAGCUCUUCAUCCCCUGCCCAGAAAAGUAAGACAUAUGCUGGGGUGCCUUUGUUCUGUGUGCCCACUUAGUGUUAGAAGAGAGAUAAGGUAUUUGUUCUUCUAUGUUGUGAUCUGUUUGAUGCUGAUGCUUUCUUGCUCAUAUCCUAAUGUAACUCUGCCUUCGUGCUUUUUCUGAUUUUGUCUGGGGUUUGUCUGGGAUUCUUUUGUGCAUCCCAAACUAAGGACGUUCUGCUAACCUGGUCAAAUAACCUAAAUUUUGAUCUGUUAAAAUGAACUUACUGUGCAAUGUGAAAAAGCACCUUCGGAAACCACAAGUGACCUGAUUGGAAAGUAAGUGAGCUGGAGGCAGAAGCACUGAAUGUACAGGAAUAGAGUAGAUUAAGGUUAUAGCAAAUAAAAGGAUUUAGAAAUCAGAAUGGCCUUAACACCAGUCUCUAAAGUAAUGGAUUAAUUAUUCCAGAGAGAUUGUGCUGUGUGUCCCUGUGCUAACAGGGCUUUUAUUUCUUCCCCCUGGUGAGAGGCAGGAAAGUGGUUGCUUAAAUCACUAUUGACAUACAGCAUAUGAAUUCCAGUUUUGAUUUUAUGAACAGCCUCUAUCAUCAUGUCUUCUGUGGACUGUCUCAUGCUCGUUGUGCUGUGGGGUUAGACACACUGUCACCAUCCCUAUAAAUAGCCUGCUUGGUUAUGAAGGACUAGUAGUAUUUCCUCUGGGAAGAAUAGGACUUUUGACUGGUGGCAUUUUAGGCCAGUUCUCUUUAAACCUCCUAGAGGAGAUAGGGUUUGGACAGUGAGAAACCUGCUAGAGAAAGCCAAUAAUCAAGGUAUUAAUUGUUGAAGUGCAGGCACCCAGUGAGUGUGGAGGGUCCACAGAGAAAAUUGAAGUUAAGAGGAGUAGGACAGUGGUGUGCUUUUAAAAAGAAAGGUCAGCUGCAGGGCUGGUAAGGAGCAAGAAAGCUACUAUGCAGAGAAAGAGAAGCUCCCUGUGAUACAGCGGGAAGCAGAGCUGCUGUGCAAGACUGUUGCAGCAUUGGACAGGUCUGCUCCGUGCCCAAAAAAUGCUCAAGCGUAUUGGAGAACGGGAGUUGCCUUUACAAGUUUCCCUCCACACCAGGGAAUCUGAAAAAAUGGGAUUUUUACAUCUCUCCAGCCAGCACUGAAAACGAAUGGGGAUUGAAUUGCUUUGCUUCUUUUUCUUAUUUCUGCAAAGAAAUAACAAUGUUCAAGGGACCUGUUCUCAGGAAAGUGCAGUGACUUGUGAAGAUUGUGUGCUUUCCGGACCACACUGUGCUUGGUGUUUCCAAGAGAAUUACACCGACUCAGCUGGAAUUCAUGGGAGGUGUGAUACCCCAGAAAACCUUUUAUCAAAAGGAUGCCAGUUGAAUUUUAUUGAAUUUCCCAUUUCAGAAGUGGAAAUUCAUAGAAACGUGCCACUAACUGUAUCGACCCAGAAGAACAAUUCCGAUGUCACGCAGAUUUCUCCUCAAAAAUUAACUCUCAAACUGCGACCAGGACAUGAAGAAACAAUACAGAUCAAGGUUCGCCAAAGUGAAGAUUAUCCAAUUGAUCUCUAUUACCUCAUGGAUCUAUCAGCUUCCAUGGAUGAUGAUUUGAAUACAAUAAAAGAGUUAGGGUCAACUCUUUCCAAAGAAAUGUCAAAGCUGACAAGCAACUUCAGGCUGGGUUUUGGAUCUUUUGUUGAAAAACCAGUUUCACCAUUUAUCAAAACUACAGCUGAAGAAAUAAACAACCCUUGCAGAAGUGUACCAUAUGAGUGCUUACCCACCUUUGGAUACAAACAUGUUCUGUCACUAACAAAUGAUGCUGAAAAAUUCAAUGAAAUUGUGAAAGGACAGAGAAUCUCUGCUAAUAUAGACACUCCAGAGGGAGGAUUUGAUGCAAUUAUGCAGGCAGCUGUUUGCAAGGAAAAAAUCGGAUGGAGGAAUGAUUCUCUGCAUUUGCUGGUGUUUGUGAGUGAUGCUGAUUCCCACUUUGGUAUGGACAGUAAGCUGGCAGGGAUUGUUAUUCCUAAUGAUGGAAACUGCCAUUUGGACCACAAUAAUGAAUAUUCCAUGUCAACUGUUCUGGAGUAUCCCACAAUUGGACAAUUAAUUGACAAACUUGUGCAAAACAAUGUUUUAUUAAUUUUUGCAGUAACAAAUGAACAAGUUCACAUAUAUGAGAACUAUGCAAAGCUUAUUCCCGGAGCUACUGUUGGACGACUGCAGAAGGAUUCUGGAAAUAUUCUUCAGUUGAUAAUUGCUGCAUAUCAGGAGCUGAGGUCUGAAGUAGAGCUGGAGGUCUUUGGAGACACAGAAGGACUCAAUCUCUCUUUCACUGCAAUCUGUAACAAUGGGACCUUUUUUCCACAUCAGAGGAAGUGCUCUCAUGUGAAAGUGGGAGACACAGUCUCUUUCAGCGUGAACAUAAGCCUAUCCACUUGCGAAAAAAAUAGAAGGCACAUUGUGAUAAAACCUGUGGGUCUCAGUGAUACACUGGAAAUUGAAAUCCAACCCCAAUGCAGCUGUAACUGUCAGGCCGAUGCUGAGAUGAACAGCUCAAAAUGCAGCAAGGGGAAAGGCUCUUUUGAGUGUGGAGUGUGCAUCUGCAACCCUGGGUACAUGGGUCCACACUGCGAGUGUGACGAGAACUCCCUCAGCACAGGUUCUUGCAAGGGCUCUGUAGAGCAGAGCUCCUGCAGCGGGAGAGGUAACUGCUAUUGUGGGCAGUGCAUUUGCCACCCCUCAAUGUAUGGAAAAGUGUAUGGGCCACACUGUGAAUGUGAUGACUUCUCGUGUGUGAGACACAGAGGACUUCAGUGUGGAGGCAAUGGUGACUGUGACUGUGGGGAAUGUGUGUGCCACAGUGGAUGGACUGGUGAAUACUGUAAUUGCACAACUGACACUGGCUCCUGCAUUUCUGAGGACGGGACACUGUGCAGUGGGAGAGGCGAAUGCAUCUGUGGGGUGUGUGCUUGCACACAUCCAGGGGCUUCAGGCCAAACCUGUGAAAAAUGCCCUCUGUGUGGUGACCCUUGCAGCUCUAGACGGAGCUGUGUGGAAUGUCAUUUAGCUUCUGAUGACAAGUCGCAGGGAGAAUGCAGUGAAAAAUGCAAAUCAGUUGAUGCAACUGUCAGCACUGCAGAGGAUUUUUCAGAGGAUAAAUCCAUUCCUUGCUCUUUGCAGGGGGAAAAUGAAUGUAUAACCACAUUUCUACUGGCUGUGGAUGAACAGGGAAGGACAAUCAUUCAUAGCAUAAAGCAGAAAGAUUGCCCACAGCUUCCAAAUAUCCCAAUGAUAAUGGUGGGUGUCACCCUUGCUAUCCUCUUGAUUGGCAUUGUUUUGCUUUGUAUAUGGAAAUUGCUGGUGUCAGUUCAAGACCGAAAAGAGGUGGCCAAGUUUGAAGCAGAAAAAUCAAAAGUUAAAUGGCAUACGGAAACAAAUCCACUGUACAGAGGCUCAACAAGCACUUUUAAAAAUGUCACUUACAAGAACCAAGAAAAGCAAAAAGGAGCCACGGCUGCAGAUUUCUAUUAGCACUUUGGACACUACAAACUUAAUUUUACUGGCAGGAAAUCUAAAAACUCUAUUUGUUUCUUCUCAGCUGAUUAUGCUGAUUAUGUGAUAUUUGUUUGCAUAUUGCAGUAGUAUAAUCAUUCUGAUAGAGAAAAUAUAUCUUAUGUUGGGAAAACUAUAGAUAGCACCAGUAGUAAAGGUUAACAAAUUAAAAACAAACAAACAGCUUUAAUAUUAAACCACCCCCAUCUUAGAAAAAUAACAUCACAAAUAUUUUUAAUUUUCUCUUUACUACCAAGGAUUAAAAAUUAUCAAAGUAAGCUUAUUUUUGUAAAGUUAAGUAUAUAAAAUGAGCUGUAUACUACUUUGUUCAUCCACAGAACCCAAACACAUUUGUAUUUAGGAGUGUAUUUACACCAGUCUGUUUGGUGGGCUGGUUUAAAUUCAAUACCAUACAUUUUUCAUCAGUGCUGCUUAAACUACUGUGGUUAGGGGUUCCUCAUAUCACCUGUUUGACUGAAUCAUUUUUCAUCAGAAACAGCUACUGCUAUGGCCUACCUUCCAUGUAUCUAAGGUAUAGAGAUACCUCCUCUUUAAUUCUUUCUUGUCCCGCUUUCCUUGUCCUUGAAUUGGUUGCUGUUUGAUGUUCUUUAAGAAUCCUCCACUCCUUGAGGUUAUCUCAGGGAAAACUAAAUCAACCUCAUAUUCACUUGCAUAGUUGUUUUCUGUUCAAGUAUAAAGUUCUUUCCCCCCCCUCCCCCUUUCCUUUAAAUUCCAGUAGAGAGGAUCAAGAGCAAAAGAGAAAUAUUUUUAAAUUAGUGGCCCUACUAGAGAAACUUUAAAUCAGAGGAUUACCAGAAUCCCCCUCACCCCCUGUCAAGUCUAAUAUUUAUCUCCUUUUUAGGCACUGAAAAUAAACCUCUCAUGCUGGACCAUCGCAUGAACUGUUGCAUGAGCUCUUUAUGUGCAGGAAAAUUUCAUACAUCAAGACUUAGUGUCACACAAAAAGGCAGUAUUUUUUUGUUGAUAUAUCCUAAACUGGGAGGUUCUUUUAAUGCCCAGCAGCCGAACAUUUUAUUUGUGUGUGAAAUAAUUAAUUAAUCUCUUUUAGACUUCUUUUUUCAUACUAAGCAACAAAUAGAUCUAUGAAUUCCACUUGAUAUUCAUUUCCAUGGCACUAAUGAGGAUUUUUAAAUCUCAGUUUUAACUAGUUACUAAUGACUUACCAUAACUUCUUAAAUUGUAAUGCUGAUAUUGUGAAUGAAGAAAAAAAAAAUCCUCAACAAAAUCAGCUAACAUGAUGACAUAAAAUGUUACAGUAUUGGGCUAUUUUAAGCUUACAAUAGUGUAGUUUACUUUUUAAUAUCACUUUUCCUCUGCAUUUUUAAUUAUCUGGAAUACUUGGUCAAAAUGUACAUACAAAUGUACUUACAAGAAAAGACUUUGAAAACAAAGGUACAUUGAUAUAGUCACAGACAAACAGUUAUGUACAUUCCCUACGGUAAACUCUGUAUUUGAUCUAAAAACUUGUCCAUUUUGUAAUGAAUAUUUACGAAGUCUGUGCAACCUCAGUCUCUGUACCCUCUGCCACUACUGGAUACGAGACUGAUCUAUCAGCUAGGUCUGACCCAUGCCUGUUUUAGGGCCUGAUCCAAAGCCUACUGGAGUCAAUGGCUACAGAUGAGGAUCUAGUUUCAGUGAAACUAUUAGUUUUGGUUUACAAAGAUUGUUUUGUUUAAACAAACCAAUUAAUACCGUCUAUUAGUGGAUUAGAACCUAUAGUAUAUAUUUCUGUGCAAAGAGAAAUAAACAAUAUCUGAUGCCUUUGGAAAGGAACUGAUACUAUAAACUCGUAAGAAAUGAUUGCAGUGUGAAGGGAAUGAUGACUGUCAUUAAACUGGAACAAGUAAAUUACAGGUUCACAUCUAUACUCUUCAGUACUCUUGCAUAUCUCAAGGUGAAAAUGUGCACAACGACUGGCAUCUGCACCCCUUCCAACCACUGAAGUCCUACAGAUGUCAGUGCAAGCUACAUAUGGUACCAAAUUCUACUUCCCUGGCACACGGAUAAAAACACAUUGCAGGUAAAUCUGGCACCUGAAGUUGAUCUCAAAUUCCAUUUGGGCCAAGAAUGCCCAAAGGACCAGGAAAUCUGGAUUUAGCCCAUGUGAAUUAUCUGUUACUCUUCUAUUUUUCAAAUAGAAGUCAUCUUUUUCUAGAAAAAAAAAAAAAAAAAAAAAAAAAAAAAAAAAAAAACAACAACAACACACUAAUUUAAAGUAAAAAAAAAAAUCUUUACUGUUUAUUAGGUAUCUUUUAAGUUCUGCAGCUCAGUAUGAGGGUUGAAAGCCCUUCUUCUGUAGGUCACUCAUUUCAACAUUGAACUACUUUUCAGUAUUUAGAGAUUCUCAAAGUGGUGUUCAUGUUUUAUGUAAAACAUUUGGUGGUCUAUGUUCCCCGUUCCUACAGGAGCUUUCAUUUCACAAAGCUAUGCCGUCUGUUACUAUCACUUACAUCUUCUGAUCAUCAGCAAAGAUCUGAUUUUGUAUGGAGGCAAUGUUUACAUUCCAAUUAAUCCUCCUAGCAAUCUCUCUGCAAAUUAUCAAAAUGUACAGAAAUUUAGGCAGUAUGUUCUUCAAUUUCCCUGCUGUAACUGAGUGUACUACAAAUGUGCUGUGCACCUUCAAAAUUUUCAGGAUGAAAAUCACUCAGAUAAUUAAGAAUUCAUCAGAUGAGAAAAUAGAAGGGCUUAGUGAGAAAUAUUUCUGUUAUUGAGGGAUAAGCCAUUCUUUUAACAGCAUUAAUUAGAUCAUAUAUUUUGACAAUAUAAGAAAGCAAUUAGAUUUCAGGAUCUUACUUGACAUUCGCCCUAGAAAAAGAGUGUUGUUCAUAUCUUUUUAUUAAUUAUAUCAUUUUAUCUUGUAGUAUUUGUAUCAAAGUUCACCUUUUCUUUUUUCCUCCACCAAAUUCUGAGUGGGUUUUUGUGUGGUGAGUGGGAUGAAAAAGUCUUUCUGCUGUUUUCAUGAAUAUUGUUUUGACCUGGGGCUGGACCUUGAGAGUGGCCAAAACAUUUUUAAUAGAAAAUCUACUCACUGAAGAGUUAAACUAAAUAAAAACAAAAAUCAUUAGCAAUUUUGUUGUAUUGGUGUAUCUUUUGUAGAAUGGCAUUUUCAGUGAUGUAUAGUAAGUGGUUAAUUCUUCCUUUGAUUUAUAAAAGUUACAUGUUAACCUGUAUUGUAUAUGUUCAGACUGCAUUCAGCUUUGGUUUGUAAUAUAACUAGUGGGUAAUAAGCCGGGAUACAAGAGCAAAACGUCAAGUGCAAUACUCUCCAUGUGUUGUAUAAUGCUAUACAGAAGUCCAGGUUUCUUUUGCAAUGGGUGUAAGGGAUUUAUUGCCCCACAGUACUUAUCACACACAAUCUAGAAGUAAACAAGAGGUAUUUUUUAUCUUGGUCUAUUUGCAAGAAACAGGUAAAUACCUCAACUUAUUUCUGUAAAAGAAGGAUUAUUUAACCUUCAAUAAAGAUUAUAAAAGAUAA
Molecule: messenger RNA, 7432 nt
Organism: Anas platyrhynchos (mallard)
Lineage: Eukaryota; Metazoa; Chordata; Aves; Anseriformes; Anatidae
Gene: ITGB6
Product: integrin subunit beta 6
Biological process (GO): integrin-mediated signaling pathway; cell-cell adhesion; cell adhesion mediated by integrin
Cellular component (GO): integrin alphav-beta6 complex; cell surface; focal adhesion
Molecular function (GO): integrin binding
Source: RefSeq, a predicted model, not a curated record